Messenger RNA from Adineta ricciae, 714 nucleotides. The record is from the annotation of a GenBank genome assembly. Lineage: Eukaryota; Metazoa; Rotifera; Eurotatoria; Adinetida; Adinetidae.
AUGUGGUAUGGUAUCUCAACAUUAACAACGGCUGUAUUAAUUCUUAUGAUGAGUUCAAGUAGUGAAGGAACAGAUUGGAUUGACUAUGGAGAACCAGCGCCGAAUGUUGCCAUGGCAUUUGAUGAUGAUUCGGAUCAAUAUUUAAGCGCAUUGACACGUGAUGAAGAACAAGAAAUACAUAGCCCAUUAAUAACAGGGUACAAAUAUGUGUCAGGUAAAUUUUACAUUGAAGUGACAGACCGAAGUUUAUUUUAUACGUUUUAUUUGAAAUCAGGUGGAGCAGGUGAGGGUCGACAACAUCUAAGUCCUAGUGGGCAAAUACCAAAUCGUCCAGAAGUGAAAACUGACGAAGAAUUACCAGCCUACUGUCAUCCACCAAAUCCAUGCCCGUUAGGAUUCGAAGCUGAUGAUUGUGACGCUUCACCAAUGACGAAGUUCACUGCUGAAUACAGUCGAUCAUAUCAAACUGAACAAAAUUGCCAAUGUGACAAUGAUCACGAUGAGUGUUUUCUGAAUAAUAUCAUGUAUACAGUUCCGCCUAACAGUGCAUCAGGAGGUGUUUUGAAACGCGCUCGACGUGUUCGCCGAGCUACAAACAAUAAACAAGAUGGAGAAAAUGCUACUAAGUCUCAUCCACAAUGGAACUCGUACCACCGAGGGCAAACUCUACGAUUUCAUGUUGCUAAAAAAUCCCCGACUACUCUGACGUCUUAA